Messenger RNA from Pistacia vera, 1794 nucleotides. RefSeq names its product abscisic acid 8'-hydroxylase 3-like. Lineage: Eukaryota; Viridiplantae; Streptophyta; Magnoliopsida; Sapindales; Anacardiaceae. The record is from RefSeq and is a predicted model, not a curated record. Gene Ontology annotation, molecular function: iron ion binding; oxidoreductase activity, acting on paired donors, with incorporation or reduction of molecular oxygen; monooxygenase activity. Gene Ontology annotation, biological process: sterol metabolic process; brassinosteroid biosynthetic process; multicellular organism development. The transcript is spliced from 9 exons. The coding region runs from base 116 to 1552 and encodes 478 amino acids.
UCCAAGGUGGCUACCGAAGUUCAGUUUAAAUAGGAAGGCAACUAAGAAGAAAACAAUAGAGCAGCAAAAUUUAGCAGUUGAUUUUGUGAAGUGAUUGAUCACUCAGUGACUGAGAAUGGAAUUAUUCAGCAUCUUACUGAUUAUGGUGAUUGUUGCCACAUUUGUUCUUUCAGGUUUCUUCUUGUCGAGUUCAUGGACAACAACACCGAAAACAAUGGAGCACAUUCCAGGAAGCCUGGGGUGGCCUGCUGUUGGUGAAAGCUUCUCAUUUAUAUCUGAUUUUUCUAACCCAUCUGGCAUUUACAGCUUUGUGAAGGAGAGGCAACAGAGGUAUGGAAAAGUUUUCAAGACUUUUGCGUUGGGGAGAUACACUGUGUUCAUGACUGGGAGAGAAGCAAGCAAAAUAUUGUUAACUGGAAAAGAUGGGAUGGUGAGUUUGAACCUUUUUUACACAGGGCAGCAAGUUCUUGGCCCAACCAGCUUGCUCCAGACCAGUGGAGAAGCACACAAACGGCUGCGACGGCUGAUUGCUGAACCACUUUCGGUUGAUGGCCUGAAAAAAUAUUUUCAGUUUAUUAACACACUGGCAAUUGAAACACUGGAUCAAUGGCCUGGAAGAAGGGUGCUGGUUCUUGAAGAGGCUUCUACAUUCACUCUGAAAGUGAUAGGCAACAUGAUAAUGAGCUUGGAACCCACCGGUGAGGAGCAGGAAAAGUUUCGGGCCAAUUUUAAACUCAUUUCUUCCUCAUUUGCUUCCUUGCCAUUGAAGCUCCCAGGAACAGCUUUCAAUCGCGGUAUCAAGGCUCGGGAUAGAAUGUAUGCCAUGUUGAACUCUAUGAUUUCCGGGAGGAGAAGUGGCAAAAGCUUCCAACAAGAUUUCCUUGAGUCCCUGAUAAUCAAACAUAGCAAAACAGGAGACACAGAUGAUACAGAAGAUAAACUCACUGAUAAACAAUUGAAGGACAAUAUAUUGACUCUACUAGUUGCAGGACAUGACACCACAACUGCUGCUCUCACAUGGUUCAUCAAAUUCCUUGAAGAAAAUCCUGCUGUUUUGGAACAACUCGGAAAGGAACACCUGGAAAUACAAGCAAACAGAAAGGAUAGUGCAAAUCUUACCUGGUCCGAAGUCAACAAAAUGCCUUACACUGCCAAAGUGAUCAGUGAAACUCUUCGUAAAGCAACAAUUUUGCCUUGGUUUUCAAGAAAAGCUGCUGAAGAUUUCGAGAUUAAUGGAUGCAAAAUCAAGAAAGGAUGGUCGGUAAACCUGGAUGUCGUUUCUAUUCAUCAUGACCCGGAAAUUUUCCCAAAUCCUGAAAAGUUUGAUCCCUCCAGAUUUGAUGCACCUGUGAAGUCUUUCAGCUUUCUCGGAUUUGGCAGUGGACCGCGAAUGUGUCCUGGAAUCAAUCUGGCUAAACUGGAAAUCUCCAUUUUUAUCCAUCACCUAGUCUGCAAAUACAAGUGGACACCUCUGGAGAAAGAUGACUCUGUUCAGCCGACACUUGUUCGAAUGCCGAAAAACAAGUACCCAGUUGUCGUAGAGCCGCUGUAAAGCUUUCUUGCAGUAGAAUAUUCAUGUCAAAUAUGGAGAUGAAAGGGCAAGAGACAAGUAAACAGUAGAAAGACAGAAGCUAAACAGAGCAAGUAGAGAUACAAGAUUUGGACCAGAGCAGAAGCAAGAUAACAGAUUUAACUUUCUGCAUAUCCUGCAAUAUGAUAAAGUUUAUAUUUUCCAUUAUAAACAUAAAUUAUGAAUAAAUUAUUCCAUCAGGGAUAAGUUGUACUGAAUAAAGC